UGUCAUGGCAGGCGGAGCCCAAAUCGGAGACAAAAGCAGAUUCAAAAUAGCAAGUAAAGAGACUCUGCCACUGCUUGAAUAGGUGUCAAACCCUACAGGCUUCGGACUCAGGCUCGGGAAACUUCUUUCUGUGUCCGAUCGCUCAGGGGGUGUAAAAUUUAACAGCUCGAAAUGUCUCCUCCUAAAGCCUCUCUCACUGGCAAAAACUAAUACAGCAUAAAGGAUUUUUUCGUGAACUAAAGUGGCUGAUCAUCACUAGUAAUUUUGAUUUUCCUUUUUGUGCCUUUUGAUUUGGGGCGUGAAUUUAGAUCUAUAUAAAGUGUUGGAAAAAGAGGAAGAAAAUGGGGACUAGGGUUCCGGUACAGCACUACAACUUAAGAUCGGCCAGUUCAUUUAUUGGGAGCUCUCUGCAUGAUCUCAACACCAUCGAUUCUCGUCCCACCGAUAUGGAAGGUAUCUCGGACGUUGAUCGCGAUGCUGUUGACGGAGAUAGCCUGGACAACGACGAAGAUUCCAGUGCUGUUGUUUAAACGGUUGACGGGUCGCAAUGAGGUGGCUAUCUUUGCUAGAGACUAUAAAUUCUAUUCACCACGACACAAGUACAGGCGUGUCACAUCAUCUAACAUUCCUGGUUUGCCUACAUUUCCUGGUUCAGAUAAUCCUUCAACAAUGACUAGUUCACAAGGAUUUCGCUCUGGGAGUGAGCCUCAAAAUCAGCAGCAAAAUAAACAUCACCUACCAUCUCUGUCGCAUCAGCCUCAGUUUCAUCCUAUUCACCAGAACCAUCAUCAACCAAUUCACCAGAGCCAACAUGCAGCUCAUUUCCACCAAAAUCAUCAAUGCGGACCACCUUCACACAUCCCUGAUAUUGCUCAUGCUCAUCAAUCACCGACCAUUUCUCAACAUAUGGCUUGCUUACAACCUCUGGCGGGAGGUCAUGUUGGAGGGCGAUUGCAUGUAAUGUUUUGGGACAAGGGGCCAACAAGCUUGCAUGCCAAUUUUCUUCCCAGUAAUAUUUGGAUACAUGGUUUUGAAACAAGAAGACACGUGUAGUGCCAACUAGUCCUGCGAAGUUCUGUGAUGAAUGCGGGGUGCCAUACCUAAGAGAAACCUCCAAAUUCUGCUCCGAAUGCGGUGUGAAGAGGUUAGGAAUAUGAUAUGUUUUCUCCAUCAUUUCCAAGUUCCAGUCAUCAUUCUUCUAUUGCGAACACUGGAGGUUUUCCGAGCUUUUUCCUCAUCCUUGGGAGUCAUGCAAAUAUAUUUAGCCAGCUGAGCAAGAUGGUUUCCGCACAAUAGCGUGAACCUCAAUCGUUUGUAACUUGUAAAGCAUCUGCUGGUGCUUAUUGAGAUGCUGUUGGUAGUGGGAAAUGGGUGUAUAUAAUAGGUAGGAUGUGAUGUACAGUAUAGGAUGAACAUGAAGUAGAAAAAUGAAAGUCAUAAUUAUAGAUUCUUGUUUUUCCUCAAGCCUAAAUUUUGGGGGAUACCAUUGUUCAUGUAAAUGCCUUUUUGUACUAUGGGCAAGAUGAACGAAGAAUUUACCCUGGUUUCUUGUAGGUUAUUUCAGGGAGCUGCCCAUUAAUUUAGGUAUUUAUAAAAAGCUGUUUGGUUCAUUUAU
Carica papaya (papaya) is the source of this 1615-nucleotide messenger RNA. The record is from RefSeq and is a predicted model, not a curated record. NCBI's taxonomy places the organism in Eukaryota, Viridiplantae, Streptophyta, Magnoliopsida, Brassicales, Caricaceae.